Pelobates cultripes (western spadefoot toad) is the source of this 250-nucleotide messenger RNA. The record is from the annotation of a GenBank genome assembly. NCBI's taxonomy places the organism in Eukaryota, Metazoa, Chordata, Amphibia, Anura, Pelobatidae.
AUGUCUUCUCCUUGCAUUUCUCGAAGACGGUCACCCUCGGUGAGGGAGAGAUCCCACGCAUUGAGGACAUCGGGACGGUCGCCGGCAGGCAAGGCGGACCUGGUUGCCGGACAGGCGUCUUCAAGAUUGCCCACGGAUUGGGUGAGGCCCAGCACUGCAGGAAUAUGGCCCGGAGCGGUGGAACGCUUGGGGCAGGACAUCCACAGUCGGUCGGCAACCCCACAGCCUUUGGUGGCAAUGGGUGCGCAAG